GUCAAGAUUUUAUUACAUUUAAUGUUCGUUUAUAAAUUGUAUUGAUAGGUCUACCAUCCGCAAGAAGUCGAGUAUGGUGGAAAGCAUGUGCUUGACAAAUAUGAAUAAAGGUCUAUUGAUCUGUGUACCGUAUGCGGCUAAUAUCGGCGGUACAGCGACCAUUACGGGAACAGGACCGAACCUUAUCGCCAGUAAUCUAGCAUCGACUGAUUACGGGUCGGAAGCGGGUGUAAAUUUCCUAACGUGGAUGUUAUUUGCAACCCCAAGUAUGUUGGUCUGCCUCUUUCUUGCCUGGCUAUGGUUGCAGUAUAUGUUUCUAGGAUGCAGUUGCAAGUUUUGGCGCUGUAGUUGCUUACGCAAGCAGGAACAUCGACAGCAGAUUGAUGGCUUUGAUGAAGAUUCUGUUAAGCAAGUGCUGCGUCGUCAGUAUAACGAGCUUGGACGAAUGAGUUUCGCAGAGAAAGCAGUUCUGGGCCACUUUGUUGUUCUCAUGCUUUUAUGGUUAACACGUGAUCCUAAAUUCAUUUCUGGUUGGUCGGUUUUGUUUAAAGAUAAGUAAGUUGACCUUUUUAUAAUCUCUCAUGUUUUUUUGGAAAAAAAAUAUA
Anneissia japonica is the source of this 605-nucleotide messenger RNA. RefSeq names its product solute carrier family 13 member 2-like. The record is from RefSeq and is a predicted model, not a curated record. Gene Ontology annotation, cellular component: membrane. Bases 74 to 559 code for a protein of 161 amino acids. The transcript is spliced from 4 exons. NCBI's taxonomy places the organism in Eukaryota, Metazoa, Echinodermata, Crinoidea, Comatulida, Comatulidae. Gene Ontology annotation, molecular function: transmembrane transporter activity. Gene Ontology annotation, biological process: monoatomic anion transmembrane transport.